Molecule: messenger RNA, 13122 nt
Organism: Diorhabda sublineata
Lineage: Eukaryota; Metazoa; Arthropoda; Insecta; Coleoptera; Chrysomelidae
Gene: NSD
Exons: 14
Coding region: 188-12976 (4262 amino acids)
Biological process (GO): regulation of DNA-templated transcription
Cellular component (GO): nucleus; chromatin
Molecular function (GO): DNA binding; protein binding; histone H3K36 methyltransferase activity
Source: RefSeq, a predicted model, not a curated record
AAUAAAAUGUCAAAUAUAAUUAGCAAACUUCAUUAUAGUUUGACCUGUUUGUUUAAAAAAGAGGGAAAUGCUGUUAUCAGUCUAAUUAUUGUUGAUUAAAUAAUUAAAUUUAUAAAAUACGACCCACUUCGUGGAUAAUGAUCCAUCAUGAUUUUAAUUAGCAAUAUAACUCUUUAGAAGUAUAGUCAUGGAAAAUAGGAUGGAUUCCGUUAAGACUUCUCUAAUAUCUACCAGCGUAGACAAGCUUUUUUAUACAAAAUAUAAGAGAAGUAAUCGACUUCAAAAUUCGGAAACCACCGAAUGUGAUUUAAAAGAUUCUUCAAUGAAGACUUCAAUUACUGCUUCAGAAAAUAACAAAACUAGUGAACAAAGUACAAGUGAAAUAGUAAACGAAAUUAAUCUACUGGAUGAAACUAGCUUAAAACACACCAAAGGCAAAUAUCUGAAGAAUUAUACAAAUUUAGAAUAUUCUGAAAAUGAUUGUGAAGGAAUUGAAGAUGUUUCAAAAGUAUUUAAACUAUUAACAAAACCAACUUUCCAUUCAAAUGUUAAAAAUACAUAUAGAUCAUCUUUGAAGACAUAUACAAAUCCGAGAAAGUGUUUGGAAAAAAACGAAGUAAUUGAAAGCUUUGGUUUACCUGAUACUCCCAUCAUUCCCGAAAAGCCAUUAGCUGGUGAUUGUUUAGAUGCAGAAGUAUUAGAUGCCAAGGAAAUAACUAUACAAGAAUUAGAAUUCGUUGAGGCACCAUGGUGUAUAAUUGAAUUUGAAGAAAACUUUAUAAAUCCGCAAGAAAUUAGAAUUAAACCUGAUCCCAAUACUACUAUUGAUGAUAAGUUAUCAAAUAUUCAAUCUACAAUCGUUGAUGAACAUGCUAAAAGGAAUAAAAAAAUAUUGAGCCCCCCAAAUAAAUCUGAGUUGAUCAUAGAAAAUGAUAGAUUAACACAAGAAGGACUAGAAGUAGAAAUAUGUAAAGUGAAUAUGCCUCGGAAAGGAAAAUUGAAAGAUAUUAAUUACAACGAAAAAAGCACAAUUAGACCUAACGUUAAUUAUCCUAUAGAAGACAGUGAAAAGGAUAAUAGUGAAAGUAGGACACUUAGAUCAUCAAACGUCAUAGAAGAAGCUUCUAUGUUAGAAAAUAAUACACUAAGUGAAAAAAUUGAUGAUUCCUGUAGUACAAGAAAGCUCAGAUCUUCUACAAUCCACAGUACUAUAAAAUAUGAUAGCGAUGAAGACAUAGAAAGUGGAAAAACAAAAAUAAACUUUAAAUCUAUGGAAAGAGAACAAGUUUUAUCAUCUAGUGAUUCAGAGACAAGCGAAUACAGCGAAAAUAAAAAUAAAUCGAACAAAAUCUAUAACAGAUUUAAACAUUCAUUAAAUUCAACUACUACAGAUGUAUUUACACCAGAUUCAAGUGAAUCAGGGAGAAGAAAUAAAUUUAAAAAUGGCAAAGAAAGAUAUAAUCUUAGAUCAAAGGAACAGGAACCACUUUCAUCAAAUAAAAACACUUCUACUAGGACUUUGAGGUCAAAAUCAUGUUCUGAAAUUUUGUUCAAUGAUAAAAUUGAACCUGUUAAAGAAAAACAAUUAAAAGUCAUUUUACAUCCUUUAGAAACAACGAAGGAUCACCAUCUUGUUGAUAAUAGGAAAGAAUUGAAUAAUUCAUGUGGUUUAUUAUUGGAAAUUGUAGAUAUAAUACCUGUUUCGGAUGAAUCGAGACCUUCCUCAAAAUUAUUACAAAGCAAACCUUUUUUUAAUUUAUUUAAAAAUACUUUACCGAAAACGUUGUUAGUUGGAGGGGAAACGAGGAAAACUAGUAGAAAAUUUGAUUGGAAAUCGAAGUACAUGAAUAAAUCAAAUAAUAAAGAUAAAAAUGAAAGUUUACAACAAUCAGAAGUAAAAAUAACAAAUAAAUUGAAAUCCGAAUGUAAAAUCGAUUCUAUUAAGAAAAUAGGGGAAGUAGAAGGAAGGAAAUGCAAAAUAUUUGCUAAUGAAAAAUUAUCUGAAUAUUUAAAGCCUCGUUCUUACAAGAAAAAAGCAUUUUGUGUUGAUACUAGUUUGAAAUCAAGUAAUAAGACUGUAGAAACCGAAGUUGAUGGUAUUUCUAUUAAAAAAACCGCCAAAAAUGAAUCACCUACAGACAAAUUGAGAAAUAGAACAAGAAAAAUCAUAGAAAUUAUAUCAGAAGAUAUUACAAAUCCACAAGAAAGUAGAUUCAAAAGAAAAUCUGCAGAAAACGCAUCAAGUUGUGAAUUUUUAUUACCAAACCAUAAGAAUAAAGAAAAUAAUGAAAUAAUUGAAGCGACAAGCCUAAAGUACCAGAAUGAUGAUUUACUAGAGGGAAAUGAUUCAAAUUCUUGUAAAUCUGACUAUACAUCUUUGAAUAAUGAUCAAACAACUUUGAUAAUUGAGGAAAAUGAAGAAAUAGUUGAAACAUUUUAUUGUAAUUCAACAAAGACAUCAGAAUAUUGUAAAGGAGAUGAAAAAUGUGUAAACAGUGCUUCUAGGAAGAUCUCUGAAGAAGGAAGUACAGUGUUGGAAAUAUUGUCUAUAAGUGAAAAUAUUACAAAUACAUUAGAAACACCAAAAGCUUGUAGUACUCCUAAUGUAGUGGUUAAAAAAGGUAAAGGGAGGAAUAUGAAAUCACCAAUAGUGAAACUUAAUGAAGAUGUCAUAAAUUUCGAUGUCCAUUUGUCUACAAAUAACACAGAUGUGUCAAAAGUGGAUAAUACUUGUAAACUGAACAAUAAUAUUGGAAAUAAUGAAGAAACUAUACUCAUAAAAGAUUUAUCAAAAGAAAAAAUUAGAAAAAAUAAUGAAGAAAAUCUGUUAAAAAACAUUCAAAAAUCUUCAAAUAUAUUUUUGAACAAUGAAUUUACAAAAUUACCAAAUGAAAAUAUUUUUUUAGAUUCAAAAUUUGUUAAUACUGACUCAAUAACUCUAGCAACAUGUUUAAACAAUGUUAAAAUAACUGAUACCAUUGAGAAAAAUGAAUCUGAAGAUGCAGAAACAAAUAACAAAACUAUUUUAAUGAAAAAUGUAAAAUCUCAAGCUAUUUCAACCAAACAAUCUAUAAAUGUUUCAAUAAGUACACCACAAUGUCCAGAAUCAAACAAAAGUGAAGAAAAUUGUGUGGAUAGUCCUAAAACGCAUAAAAAAGACUCUGAAGAUAGAAGUUUGGUGGUAGAAAUGUUGUGUACUAGUGGAAAUAUUAAAAUAGAAUCUCCAAUUGAUUGUGGCAGUCCAACUGUAGUUAAAAGAGGUAGAGGUAGGUCUAGGAAGUCAUCAAUAGUGAAACUUUUUGAAGAUGUUGGAAAUAAUGAUGAAGACCUUAGAGAAAAUGUUCAAAAAUCGUCGAAUAUAUUUUUGAAUAAUGAAUCUGCAAAAUUGCCAAAUGAAAAUGUUGUUUUAUAUUCAAAAACUGUUAAUAGGGACUUAACAAAAUUAGCAACAUGCUUAAAUAACGAUAGGAAAGUCUCAGAGGAUAGAAAUUUAGUGUUACAAACAUUAUCUACUAGUGGAAAUAUCAAAAUAGAAUCAACAAUAGAUUGUGGCAGUCCUAAUAUAGUUAAAAGAGGUAGAGGUCGACCCAGAAAGUCACCAAUAAAUUGUACUAGUCCUAAUGUAGUUAAACGAGGUAGAGGUCGACCUAGGAAGCUAUCAAUAGUGACAGUAGAUGAUGUUGGAAAUAAUGAUAAAAACCUUAUAAAAAACGUUAAAAAAUCUACAAAUAUAUUUUUGAUAAAUGAAACUGCAAAACUGGCAAACAAAAAUGAAGAAAAUUAUGUUGAUAGUCACAAAUCCUUGAUAAAUAUCUCUGAAGGUGGAAAUUUAGUAUUAGAAACGUUGUCUACUAGUGGAAAUAUCAAAAUAGAAUCACCAAUCGAUUGUGGCAGUCCUAAUGUAGUUAAAAGAGGUAGAGGUCGACCUAGGAAAUCAUCAAUAGUCACAAUAGAUGAAGAUGAUAGAAAUAAUGAAGAAAAUCUUUCGGCAAACAUUCAAAAAUCCUCAAUUAUAUUUUUGAAAAAUGAAUCAGCAAAACUGCCAAACAAAAAUGAAGAAAAUCAUGUUGAUAGUCAUAAAUCCUCUAUAAAAGACUCUGCAGAUGGAAAUUUAGUAUUAGAAACGUUGUCUGCUAGUGGAAAUAUCAAAAUAGAAUCACCAAUAGAUUGUGGUAAUCCUAAUGUAGUUAAAAAAGGUAGAGGUCGACCUAAGAAGAUAUCAAUAAUUAAACUAGAUGAAGAUGUUGGCUAUAAUGAAGAAAACAUUACAGAAAGUGUUCAAAAAUCUUCAAAUAUAUUUUUGAAUAAUGAAUCUGCAAAAUUGACAGACAAAAGUGGAGAAAAAUGUGUCAAUAGCCCCCAAACUUCCAUAAAAGUCUCUGAGGAUGAAAAUUUGGUGAUAGAAACAUUUUCUACUAGUGGAAAUAUCAAAAUAGAAUCACCAAUCGAUUGUGGCAGUCCUAAUGUAGUUAAAAGAGGUAGAGGUCGACCUAGGAAGAUAUCAAUAAUUAAACUAGAUGAAGAUGUUGGCUAUAAUGAAGAAAACGUUACAGAAAGCGUUCAAAAAUCUUCAAAUAUAUUUUUGGAUAAUGAAUAUGAGAAAUCGCCAAACAAAAGUGGAGAAAAAUGUCUUGAUAUUCGCAAAACUUCCAUAAAAGAUUCUGAGGAUAGAAAUCUAGUGAUAGAAACGUUGUCUACUAGUGCAAAUAUCAAAAUGAAAUCACCAAUAGAUUGUAGUAGUCCUAAUAUUGUUAAAAGAGGUAGAGGUCGACCUAGGAAGUCAUCAAUAGUGACAAUAGAUGAAGAUGUUGGAAAUAAUGAAGAAAACCUCACAGAAAACUUUGAAAAAUUCUCAAAUAUGUUUCUGGACAAUAAUUCUGCAAAAUUGUCAAACAAAAAUGGAGAAAAAUAUGUUGAUAGUCUCAAAACUUCUAUAAAAGACUCUGAAGAUAGAAAUUCAGUGAUAGGAACGUUGUCUACUAGUGAAAAUAUCAAAAUAGAAUCACCAAUAGAUUGUGGUAGUCCUAAUGUGGUUAAUAGAGGUAGAGGUCGACCUAGGAAAUUAUCAAUAGUUGAACUAGAUGAUGAUGUUGGAAAUAAUGAAGAAAACCUUUCAGAAAACUUUCUAAAAUCUUCAAAUAUAUUUUUGAAUAAUGAAUCUUCAGAAUUGACAAACAAAAGUGAAGAAAAAUGUGUUGAUAGGACCAAAUCCUCUAUAAAAGUCUCUGAGGAUGGAAAUUUAGUGUUAAUAACAUUGUCUACCAGUGGAAAUAUCAAAAUGAAAUCACCUAUAGAUUGUAGCAGCCCUAAUGUUAUUAAAAGAGGUAGAGGUCGACCUAGAAAGUCAUCAAUAGUGACAAUAGAUGAAGAUGUUGCAAAUAAUGAAGAGAAUAUUACAGAAAACUUAGAAAAAUCCUCAAAUAUAAUUUUGAAUAAUGAAUCUGAAAAAUUGACAGACAAAAGUGAGGAAAAAUGUGUUAAUUGUACCCAAACUUCCUUACAAGUCUCUGAAGAUGGAAAUUUAGUGAUAGAAACAUUGUCUACUAGCGAAAAUACCAAAAUAGGAUCAUCAAUAGAUUGUAGCAGUCCUAAUGUAGUUAAAAAAGGUAGAGGUCGACCUAGGAAGUCAUCAAUAGUGACAAUAGAUGAAGAUGAUAGAAAUAAUGAAGAAAACCUUACAGAAAACGUUCAACAACCCUCAAAUAUAAUUAUGAAUAAUGAAUCUGAAAAAUUGACAGACAAAAGUGGAGAAAAAUGUGUCAAUAGCCCCCAAACUUCCAUAAAAGUCUCUGAUGAUGAAAAUUUGGUGAUAGAAACAUUGUCUACUAAUGGAAAUAGCAAAAUAGAAUCACCAAUAGAUUGUGGUAAUCCUAAUGUAGUUAAAAAAGGUAGAGGUCGACCUAGGAAGUUACCAAUAGUGGAACUAGAAGAAGUUGUAAAGAAUGAAGGAAACCUUACAGAAAACGUUGAAAAACCCUCAAAUAUAAUUUUGAAUAAUGAAUCUGAAAAAUUGACAGACGAAAGUGAAGAAAAAUGUGUUGAUUGUACCAGAACUUCCAUACAACUCUCUGAAGAUGGAAAUUUGGUGACCGAAACAUUGUCUACUAGUGGAAAUAUCAAAAUAGAAUCACCAAUAGAUUAUGGUAAUCCUAAUGUAGUUAAAAAAGGUAGAGGUCGACCUAGGAAGUUACCAACAGUGGAACUAGAAGAAGUUGUUGUAAAUAAUGAAGGGAACUUUACAGAAAACGUUCAACAACCCUCAAAUAUAAUUAUGAAUAAUGAAUCUGAAAAAUUGACAGACAAAAGGGGAGACAAAUGUGUUGAUAGCCCCCAAACUUACGUAAAAGUCUCUGAAUAUGAAAAUUUGGUGAUAGAAACGUUGUCUACUAGUGGAAAUAUCAAAAUAGAAUCACCAAUAGAUUGUGGUAAUCCUAAUGUAGUUAAAAAAGGUAGAGGUCGACCUAGGAAGUUACCAACAGUGGAACUAGAAGAGGUUGUUGUAAAUAAUGAAGGAAACCUCACAGAAAACGUUCAACAACCCUCAAAUAUAAUUAUGAAUAAUGAAUCUGAAAAAUUGACAGACAAAAGAGGAGAAAAAUGUGUCGAUAGCCCCCAAACUUGCAUGAAAGUCUCUGAGGAUGAAAAUUUGGUGAUAGAAACGUUGUCUACUAGUGGAAAUAUCAAAAUAGAAUGGCCAAUAGAUUAUGGCAGUCCUAAUGUAGUUAAAAGAGGUAGAGGUCGACCUAGGAAGUUACCAAUAAUGGAACUAGAAGAGGUUGUUGUAAAUAAUGAAGGAAACCUUACAGAAAACGUUCAACAACCCUCAAAUAUAAUUAUGAAUAAUGAAUCUGAAAAAUUGACAGACAAAAGUGGAGACAAAUGUUUUGAUAGCCCCCAAACUUCCGUAAAAGUCUCUGAGGAUGAAAAUUUGGUGAUAGAAACGUUGUCUACUAGUGGAAAUAUCAAAAUAGAAUCACCAAUAGAUUGUGGUAAUCCUAAUGUAGUUAAAAAAGGUAGAGGUCGACCUAGGAAGUUACCAACAGUGGAACUAGAAGAGGUUGUUGUAAAUAAUGAAGGAAACCUCACAGAAAACGUUCAACAACCCUCAAAUAUAAUUAUGAAUAAUGAAUCUGAAAAAUUGACAGACAAAAGUGGAGAAAAAUGUGUUGAUAGCCCCCAAACUCGCAUAAAAUUAUCUGAGGAUGAAAAUUUGGUGAUAGAAACGUUGUCUACUAGUGGAAAUAUCAAAAUAGAAUCACCAAUAGAUUGUGGUAAUCCUAAUGUAGUUAAAAAAGGUAGAGGUCGACCUAGGAAGUUACCAACAGUGGAACUAGAAGAGGUUGUUGUAAAUAAUGAAGGAAACCUCACAGAAAACGUUCAACAACCCUCAAAUAUAAUUAUGAAUAAUGAAUCUGAAAAAUUGACAGACAAAAGUGGAGAAAAAUGUGUUGAUAGCCCCCAAACUUGCAUAAAAUUAUCUGAGGAUGAAAAUUUGGUGAUAGAAACGUUGUCUACUAGUGGAAAUAUCAAAAUAGAAUCGCCAAUAGAUUGUGGCAGUCCUAAUGUAGUUAAAAGAGGUAGAGGUCGACCUAGGAAAACACCAAUACUGAAAUUAGAUGACGAUUACUCAAAAUUUGAUAAAAAUAUUCAUAUUUUUAAUGAAAAUUUUUUUCAUGGAGAUUCUGAAUUACAUAAAAAAAAUGUUACCAGUGCGUUGUCUACCAUGGACAUACCAAGAAAAGAAAAGAGUUCUGAGGAAUCUAAGGAUACGUUAGAAAGUGGAGAAAUAACAGAUUUACAAAAUGAGGAAAUUGAUAAAAAUAAUAUUGAAAAAAUAACAGCUCAAAUUAACGAUUCCGACAAAGAUAUCGAUGAAAAUGAUUUAAAUAUUCAUAUAUUGUGUGUAAAAAAUAAUAUUCUAAUCGAAAAAAAAGAUAUAAUUAAUAAUAGUGAUAUAACAAAGGAAUUAGAAAGCACUAGUAGUGAUAAUAAUUCAUUAGUGCCACUAAAAAAUGAAUCGACACAAAAAGAUAUCAUUGAAAGUUAUAGAAAACAUGAAGAAGAUAUAACUAGAAGUACUGGUGUUGAUAAAACUGAAUAUACUGAAAAUAAAAAUAAUAUAAUUGAAGAUACCGGGAUUAUUGAAAAGUUUAUACCAGAAACUACUAAAGAUAAUGAUAAAAUUACUAAUGAUAAUACUACCAAUAAAUAUAUAGAGGUUGAUAAAGAUUGCAUGACUACAGAUAGCAAAAAUAAUACAAAAAAUGAUGAAACCGACCUUGAUAACAGUGCAUUAAAGAAAGAUGAAGAUUCCAUCGUCAUAAAAAAUAAAAAAGUUGAUGAAAUGGAGCUUGACAAAAAUACUGCAGCUGAUAUAGAUGAACCAACUAUAAUUGAAGAUGAUUUUGAUGACGAGAAAAAAUUUACAAUAACAGAUGGUAGUCAAACUAAUAAAAAAGAUGAAAUAUUGAAUAUUGUAGCAAGUAGUGAUAGUACAGAAACAGUUUUUGAUAACGAACGUUCUAAUAGCGAUAAAACAUUUUUGAAAAUUACUAAUACAGAAAUUGACAUUUACAUAGAUUUACUCUCUUCACCGAAAUCUGAAAAUAAUGAAGAAAACUUGUAUAAUGAAGAAGAUACAUCAAAAACUGACAAUUUGUGUACAGAAACAAUUGAAAAAAAAGUAGAAACUAAAAGUAAUAUUAGCUUAGGACCAACGAGUGGUACUAUUACUUAUAGUGAAAGUGAUAAAACUAGUUUGGAUCAAAAAAUUGGGAUUAUUAGUGAUAUCAAAGGGAUAUCUAACGACCCAAAUUUUAAAUGUCCUUUGGAAGCACCAAUGAUAGUUAAAAAUGAAUAUGAAGACAAAAUAAUUAGUAAUAAAAGCAUCGAUUUAACAAAACUUCUGUUGAAUGAUAAAAUAAGUGAAACUAAAGACGUUUUAACCGAUCUGCAUGAAAUUCAGUAUCAAAUCGACUCAGAAGAACAUUCCGGAAAGGAAAAUAUCUCUACUAGAACCAGGAGUAAGACAAAUCUCGGUGAGAGGAUCGAUGGAGAUGUAGAUGAUUUUAUUCCACAGGGUAUAGUGAGGAGUAAUAGCAGUUUGGGUAUAAACCGCGAUGAAUGUAGCGACCUAUUCUUGAAGGAAACAAAAAAUUUAAAUAAAGAAAUUGUGACAAAUUGUUUUAUUGAAAAUACCCGAGCAGUUGUGGAUGAGAAUGGUAUUGAAAUAUUGGAUACAGUGGAAGAAGAAGUUAGUGGAAGUAAAAUUAUGAAAACAUUGGAUGAAAAUAUCGGAAGAAAGGAGAGUAUUGAGUGUAUCGAAGAAUUUAAUAUCGGUGAUAUUGUUUGGGCUCAAAUUGGUAAAUUUCCUUACUGGCCGAGUUUGAUUUCAGAAGAUCCAGUAACGUGCAGUUUUAAAAAUAUAAUGAAGAAUAGGUGUGCGUACCACGUUAAAUUUUUCGGCGAUAAAGGAAAACGUGCUUGGAUAAAUAGUAAAAAAUUAAUAGAAUACAAAAACAGAGAUGACUUGAAAACUUACUACGAAAAUCUUAAGAACUGUAAAAGUGCUGUGGAACUUCAAGGAUAUAUAAUCAAAGGAUACAUCGUAGAAAGAUGGACAAAAGCAGUGGACGAAGUCGAAUUUGUAAAAUCACAAAAUUUCACAUUCGAACAAAUGAUAAAUUACAUGGACGAAGAAUCUAAUCAAGAGGUGGACGAAAAGAAAAAUUCAACUAUGAAGAAAGGAAAAAAACGUAAACAAUCGCUUGGCUUAGAAGAGUUAGAAGAUCUCGAUGGUUUAGAAAAUAAAAAAAUUAAAUUAGAAGUUGAAGAAUCUGUUCCGAAACAACGCCAAAAGAAGUCGAUACCAGAAUUGAAAUACGAACAUUCCUCCCCUGGGAAACUUAAUGAAGAAACAGAAGAUUUUAUAGUGAUAACAGACGAACAAUCCGAGGAGAAAUAUAAAAUAAAUUCGGAGACAUUCAAUAAUUUCGGAUCUUACACUUUGGAAGAACAAAGGUCGUUAUUCAAGAGGAAUAACCUGUUUAAAGGUAUACCGAAGGAAAAAGUUUGUCAGUACUGCUUCGAAUUCGGGGAAGUUUUGAAAUGUAAAGGUGGUUGCAACGGGAUUUAUCAUCCCCAUUGUGCAACGGAAGUUUCUAAACAUCAGACGAGGAAGAAACCAGGCAGGUCUCCCAAGAUUGAUACUACAGAAAAAGUGGAAACUAUCAAAAUAGAAAAAAUUGAAUCUCCAAGUUCACCGGGAAAUCAAUUGGAUGCGGACAAUAAUCAUGUUGAAAUAGUAACAAUACCUUCUAGAAUAUACAACACCCCACCAAGAAAAACUUUUCCUCCCGAUUUCGCUAAUAUGACAUUAAGCGAAAGAAUCGAUUUCAAAAUGAAAGAAAUCAUGAAAAAAUUCGAAUCGACAUCGUACGCGGAAGAUUUCAACGAAUCCUCAUCGGAUGAAAACAACAAAUCCUCGAUUCGUGAUAGUUUUCCACAAGAAAAUAUUGAUUCGGACAAUAAUUUACGGGAUGAUACAAAGAUAAAACCCAUCGAGCACGUCACCGCCGAUUCAGACAAUAAAUCGAAUAUCGAAUGUAUAAAAAGAGAAACGGAUUCUCCCAUAAAACACAUAACCGCCGAUUCCGAAUAUACCGACGAAGUUAAAUUGAAAAAAAAUCGAUCCAAAUCAAAAAUAACCAAACAUAUAACCGCCGAUAGUCAAGAUACGCUUAUCGAUCCCAAGAAUUUCAAAUGCGGAUUCUGCGCGCAAGAUUUGGAUCCAUAUUGUUUCAUCUGUAACGAAACGUCGUCCAAACGAGGCUCCUACAUAAGACAAAAAUGUUCCCUGUACCAAUGCAACCGGUUCUAUCAUCCGGAAUGUUUGAAAUUGUGGCCGCAGACUCAAUGGUCGGUGAUACAGACGACGAAAAAUCGUUAUUCCCAAGAAGAAGUCGAUAGUUUCGUGUGUCCGCAACACGUGUGUCACACGUGCGCCUCGGACGAUCCUCGCGCCGCCUUAUCCAGAUGUUCCUGGGAUAAAAUAGUGAAGUGUCUAUGUUGUCCUGCGAGUUAUCAUUCGAGUAAUUUGUGCGUUCCGGCCGGUACCGAAAUCAUAACUUCCACGCAAAUUAUUUGUCCCAGACAUAGAAAUAAAUAUGCCAAACCGUAUACCAUUAAUACUACUUGGUGUCUCUUGUGCAAUCAAGGGGGUAAAUUGAUCUGCUGCGAAACUUGUCCCACUAGCGUACAUCCGGAAUGUAUGACCGUCAAUUUAACAGACGACGACAAAUUCAUCUGCGAAGAUUGCGAAUCCGGAAGGUUACCCUUAUACGACGAAGUCGUAUGGGUAAAACUGGGCUAUUUCAAAUGGUGGCCCGCCCUAAUUAUUUUUCCCAACGAAGUUCCCCCGAACGUCCUCAACGCUAAACACGGCCUUGGCGAAUUCGUCGUCAAAUUUUUCGGCACUUACAACUAUUACUGGAUAAACCGAGGCAGGGCAUUCCUAUUUCAAGAAGGCGACAACGCCGAUACGGGCCCCGGUAAUAAAAAAAAAGUGGAAGCAGCUUUCCGGAGGGCCGUAGAAGAAGCUGUAGUUGCGCAUAAAAUGAAAAAACAGUUUAAACUUACACAAUCAGCCGAAUCGGUGAAUUCGAUGAAACCACCUCCUUACAUAAAAAUAAAAGUCAGUAAACCCGUAGGAAAUGUCCGAUUCAUGGAUUUGGAUCUUAGUAAUACGACUGCUUGUGAUUGUAAUCCGAGCCAACCGAAUCCUUGUGGACCGGACACCAACUGUCUUAACAGAUUACUUUUGACGGAGUGCAAUCCCGAAGUAUGUCCAGCUGGUAAGCUGUGUAAUAAUCAGUCGUUCGAAAAACGAGAAUACCCUCUAUUGGUACCGUACAAGACCGAAACAAGGGGAUGGGGGUUGAAAACGUUGGAACCGCUUAAAAAAGGACAAUUCGUGAUCGAAUACGUAGGGGAACUUAUCGAUGACGAAGAAUACCAACGAAGAAUAUUAAAAAUGCACGCGCAAAAAGAAGAAAAUUUUUAUUUUUUGACUAUACAUAAAGAUAGGAUGAUUGACGCCGGACCAAAAGGUAAUAUGGCGAGAUUUAUGAACCAUUGUUGUCAACCGAAUUGCGAAACGCAGAAAUGGACGGUGAACGGCGAUACGAGGGUCGGUCUAUUUGCUACCACUGAUAUACCCGCCAAUACCGAAUUAACUUUUAAUUACAAUUUGGAAUGUACUGGUACCGAAAAGAAAGUCUGUAAAUGCGGAGCACCUAAUUGUAGUGGAUUUAUAGGAGUUAAAGUAAAAAACGAAUCUGCGGAAACUAAGAAACCAAAAAAAGAAAGGAAGAAAAAAGAACCGGAAAAACCAUUGGUACUACCACCAUGUUAUCUUUGUGAAAAGCGAGGAAAAGUCAGUUUAUGUAAUAACAAAAUUUGUAAUAAAGCUUACCAUUUAUCUUGUUUGAAAUUAGAAGUUUCCGAGGGUAAAAAAUUCAUAUGCCCUUGGCAUUAUUGUAACGUAUGUUCAAAGAGGACAAUCAGGUGUUGCGUUAAAUGUUUAAAUUCGUUCUGUCCAUCACAUUCCGAAGGAAACGUUCGUUACGAUAAAUUAUUAGGUUUUGUAUGCAGCAAACACGAUUCGAUGAACGUCGAAGAUCGAUGUAAUACAGUGAAGAGAAAAAGAAAUCAUCCGAUAACAGACGAAGAUGUUGUUACUUCAACGACUAAUGAUAAUGACGACGACGUUUCGUUGCUUCAACGGAUGAAACAAUCGAAGAAAAAUAAAGUCGAAGAAGGAAAUAACGAUUCCGUGAUUAGAGAGACACGUAAUGAGACAGUUUCAAGUGCGACAGAAACGGAUUUUGAGGGGAAGUUUAAAUUGAAAAGGAAGAAAAAGACAUUGAGGGAUAAAAGACUCGAAAAAAUUACUGCCAAUAGUGUUUCUCAUGUGUAAUAUUUGUAAUUUUGGUAUAUUUUAGUUACUUUUUUUAAUGUUACUUUAUAAUGAAUUCGUAUCUUUUUUGUCAUUAGAAGUAUAUAUAUAUAUAUAUAUUUAUUGGUAUUAAAUUAAAUGUCAGAAAAUAAAUAGAUUCUUAUUAA